AGUAGGCACAUUAAAUUUACAUCUAGGCGUAUGUUUACAAAUACAAAUAUACACAGAAAUAAAACUUUGUUUUAGAACCUGUAUCCAGUGAUCUGACUCCCUUAAAACAACAUGGAAACGAGGAGGAAGAGACAUCUCUCUUCAAUGGAAUCAAGCUCGAAGUCCAAAAGACCCAGGAAAAGGAACGAAGUUUCACUGCAAGAAACCAAAGAAAGUUCGGAUCCAGAGGACAUAAAUACAAAGAACUUGAAGACAGAUGAUGAGAUAAUUACAGUAGAAUUAGAUGAGAAUGAAACUAUAGACUACCCAUCAAAAAAGACAAGAAAAUCCAGUAAUCGAAAGGAUCGUGUGUCAAAAGCUGAUAAAUACUCUUCUAAAGAGCACAUCAAGGUCCUACUAGAUGAUGAAGACUCUCCUGAUAAAGAAGAAACACCAAACCAACUACUGGUCAACAAGCAUGCUUUUCUGAAUGUAUCAGAGAUAGCAACAGAGCAGAGUGGUGAUAAGGAUGUAGAGAGACCUUUAUCUGCAGAAUCACCUCUAUCUGGUAAGGAUAUUAGAGCCUCAAAUGAAUCACUGAUUAAGCAGACUACCUAUGAACAAACAGAACAGGGAACUACAGUACCACUGGUAACUCCCUCCAGCAGGACAACAAGAAAACAACUGUUAACCAAUAGAGAUGAGGAGUCUCUAGUUGCUGCUCAAUCAAUGACGAGCUUAGCCAAUGGACACAGUUCAAAGGAAGCAGAUGUACCAGUGGAGAACCAAAGUCCAGGCAUUGCUGAGGAAGAUAGGUCCCCAGUAAAUAGGGGAAAUGAUAAUGAGGAACAGAUUCCUAGCAUCAGAUACAGAAUGGACCCCACCUACCAAGAUCUCAGUGGAGAACCAAAUACAAAUCAUACAGAAAAAGAGGGGAUUGAGGAAUCAUCACUUCCUUCAAUACAGCCAGGCAAUGAGUGGAAUGCACAAGGAGUUCCUCUACAGAGCAGUAACUUUAACAAUCGCUGGAACUAUCAUUCUCACGACUACAGCUGCAAUGAAAGCAAUGUUCUACCACCGGCUUCCAGCCUGCUGAAAGUUCCUCGCAUAUAUGAUGAAAAUAUGAACAUACAACAUGGAGCCAACAGCUACCAGACAGCCAGACCAGGGCCAAUGCCAGGGUUUACCAAUAACCUGGGUCAGGCCAUACAAACAGUAUCUACCCCUACAAGAAUGGAAAACCAGUAUGAAGGUCCCCAUCUCUCUGUGCCAGAGUCCCAUCUCCCUUACCACAAUCAAAUGAUGAAUAACCCAGAAUACUAUAUGAUGCCCAGCAAUCAUGGCUCAGCCAUCAUGUCUUCUGGAUCAGGCCAUUCUGCCCAUAUCUUUAACAGCUUUCCACAUGGUGAUCAACAAUUUCCUCCCGCAGCAAACAUUGAAAUUCCAGAGUCUGGCCAGUACCAUGAAUCAGGUGGCUCUAAUUAUCACAGACGUACCAGAUCAUCCAAGUCAAAGUCUAACCAAAACUACCUGGACAUUGUUAAAAACUUUGUCUAUGGCCCCAAAGAAGAUUACAUCAUGACCCGUCCAAGAGAUGACUACAUUGUUGCUCCUCACGAUGUGUUUGGUAAGCCUCCCGAUGACAAGGAUACGUUUUACAUGGCCGUUUCUCCUGAGGUUAAUCCCGCAGAGGUACGAUCCAUUGACCACAAAGGUCUUAUCUCAAAAUACAUCGAUUACCUUCUAAUCGAGAAUGAACACAUCACAGAGAUGUCCAAAUCUGUCUCCAUACCUAUUGAGAACUGUGUGAUGGAUGACCCUUACUUGAUGGAUAUUGUACGAGUCAAGAUUCCCUUCCCAACCCCUAAGUAUCUACAGUGGCUGAGCUCCUAUUACCCCACCAUUCAGGUAGACUGGCCAGCAAUCAGAAAGGAACUGGCAGCCUAUAAUGGAGUGGGAGGGAGGAAACCAAAGAGGACCUAUUUUGUAGAUCGUAGACCCUGCCACAUCCUUCUUGGAGAAUCCUUCUAUUACUUCCAAAGGGAGAAAGACAAGCAAUCCACUGAGAAGUGAUUUCAGCUUACAAACUUCUUGCAUGAAAUAAUGCCAGUUCACGUUGCAUAUUUUACUAUUAUUUUAUGUCAUUACUGUGUUGUCUACAUGGCCAAGCCACUCAAGGGAUCACUGUCCAUCACAAAAUGCCCAUACUGAUUAAUGAAUGGACUUGGACUGAAUGGAUUCUGACCAAUGCCAAUUUUAAGAAAUCUUUUUUCUUUAAAUCAGGAGUUUUGCAAAGUUCCAAAAUAUUAUUUGCAGAUCAUUGAUUCUUUUAUGUUGCAAUGUUUAACAAUGCUGUAGAGUUACAUUACUAAAUUUUUACAACAGUGGGGGAAAAAAGGGAAAAUUUAUGAAUUGUAACACUAUACAAUGGAAACUUCCCAUGAUAAGUAUCUCAAUUUAGGAAAUCUUUUACCUAGGAAAGUCAAUGUAUGACAAAUUCACCAAGUGUUUUUUCUUUUAUAGUUUCAUUUUUAGCUCUACUGGUCAGAGACCAGAAGAGCUUAUGCGAUAGUAAUGCGUCCGGCGUCCGUCCGUCUGUCUGUCUGUCUGUCCGUCUGUCUGUAAACAAUUUUUCAAAACGCUACUCCUCCUACAAUUUUAGUCUGAUUUCAAUAUUACUUGGCACACAAGUAGACUACACUAAGAUACAUAGAAUAAUGCAUCGGUUUUUGAUUUCGAUGAACGGUGUUGCCAUGGUUACUAAAAAUAGAAUUUUCUGUGAAAUUCCUUAAAAACGCUACUCCUUCUACAGUUUUGGUCUGAUUUCAAUAUUACUUGGCACACAAGUAGACUACACUAAGAGACAAAGAAUAGUG
Saccostrea cuccullata (small rock oyster) is the source of this 2855-nucleotide messenger RNA. RefSeq lists its product as uncharacterized. Lineage: Eukaryota; Metazoa; Mollusca; Bivalvia; Ostreida; Ostreidae. The transcript has 2 exons. The coding region runs from base 112 to 2052 and encodes 646 amino acids. The record is from RefSeq and is a predicted model, not a curated record.